Molecule: messenger RNA, 2153 nt
Organism: Anarrhichthys ocellatus (wolf-eel)
Lineage: Eukaryota; Metazoa; Chordata; Actinopteri; Perciformes; Anarhichadidae
Product: short coiled-coil protein A
Exons: 4
Coding region: 210-452 (80 amino acids)
Cellular component (GO): trans-Golgi network
Source: RefSeq, a predicted model, not a curated record
GCUGUGUGUGCGUGUGUUUGUGUGCCCCCCUCCCGUCGGCUGGUGUGGUCACGCACACUCGGUGACGUCGCUAUCAUCAUUAUCCUCACCAUCACCACAUAGCCUCUAGUCUGUUUACAGGGUCACUCCGCUAAACGGAGACAUUUACUGCAGUAGUGGACAGUGGAUCUGCAGCCCUGUAUACUAAACAGGAGAACGAGCUUUUCAUCAUGAACUGCGAUAUAGAUGGAGACAUGGAGAACCAGGUGGAGAUGGAGGAGAAGACGAGGUUAAUCAAUCAAGUUUUGGAACUUCAGCACACGCUAGAAGACCUGUCAGCGCGGGUUGACGCAGUCAAGGAGGAGAACCUGAAGUUAAAAUCUGAGAACCAAGUCCUCGGGCAGUACAUUGAGAACCUCAUGUCUGCCUCCAGCGUCUUCCAGACCACCGACACCAAGAGCAAACGGAAGUGAGGGACCCUCAGAAAAACACAGUCCCAUGCCAGCAGCUGGGAGAGGGAACCCACCACUGAGACAUGGAGAGGGGUUUGUUUUCUCAGCUGACCUGGGUUUCUGUAACCGUUACAGCCCACUUACCCGAGUCGAAGCUAACUAUUUAAUUAUCAAAAACAUAAACUGACUUUGUCACAUGUCCCGCUGACUCAGAAAUAGAUCAAUUUAAUGUUAGUUUGACCCAGGUCUGUUUUGCAGCAGCUCCCUCUCCAAAAUACAGAACCAGACUAUGUAUAUGAAGCGGUUAAGGGUCAUUUGUACCAUGAGUUUCUUCUUAAUGCUCUCUGUCAAAGUAGUAUCUGUAAAAUAAUUCUUAGUUCUGCUUUACCUGCUUGGUUUUGUGUUCGAGGACAAUUCAGAUUUUCUGUGAUUUUCCCAACUUUCUGAUAGUGUUCUUGUCUCAAACUGACCUGUAAUUGGGUGAAAACAAAUCAAAAAUAUUACAAAUACUGGUUGACCAUAAAGCUCAUUUCAACACUGGUUUAUUUCUUUUUUUAAAAUAUUAUCUACAUCAGCUGGAUCUGAGUUUUUCAGUAGGUCUUGGAUGUCAUGUCUAUAUGAAACAUGACUGUAUUCUGCCAUUUAAAAGCACUCAAACUGAACAGUAUUACUGAGAAUAAAAUUUAUUUGGAUUGCAUGUAUGAGUUCUUUUUAAUCUAUGAAAUGUCAUUAAAUCAAUAGUCACUAACUUACAGACUGUAUAACGCUUCUGAGAACUUUUUAAUAAUAGAAGGUGGAUACUAGAUAGGUGCCAUUGAGAGCUCGGCAACAAUGCAAGUAAAAGCACAGAGAAACUAAAAGUUAUGUAGACUUCAUAAAAGUGUAAAUCUUAACUUAUCAAUGUUUUAUUGCAAGUGGUUGAAUUUUUAAAAAAAAUCACAAUUACACACGAUUUUCAUUUUGCACUUCAAAGUAUUUGUAACCCUUUCAGUUGAUCAUGUCAUGUAUGAGGGUUGUGGCCCAGACUGUAAUGUAACAAAGGAAAUGGACAUAAAUGCAGCCGGGCUGACUCGGAGACAAACCCUGCAUUAUUACAUUGUGUGUACUCAUCCUGUUUGAGGGGAGACAGACGGACUAAAUGGGCCAGAUAAGUCAAAAGACACGAGGAAGAGGGGGGGGAGAAAGGGAUGCUUUCCCCUUUAACUGCAAGCAGUAAAGAGGCCUUGAGUACUAUUGAUCCAUCCGGCCAGGCCUGGAGUACACCACCUGCUAGAGGAGGGGUUUGACUGUAAAAUGUGCUAAUGUACUCUGUGUGCAGCAGAGUGGAGGGUGUGUCUUCCAACACUUCUGCUGCAUCAGGUACAAAAAUAAUGAGGGUGUAAAGAGAUGAAGUCAUGUAAUCUGAACACAUUUGCAUUCCCUUUAAAUGUAUCCAGUUCAAUAAUGUCUGGAAAACAGUAAUUCAUGUGUAAACAUCAAGUGACUGUGGUGCUGUUUGAAAGGGGUGAAGUUAUUAUUAUGGGAGGCUAUAAACACUGUAUAUGAUGUAAUUUAUUGAGGUUAUUUUGAUAUUUUUAACAGGUGUACAGUAUCAUUUCUUCAAUUUCUGUCUGGCUAUGAAUAUGCCCUACCUACACGCCCUGGUACCAACUGUCUUGUGUGUAGACACCCUGCACCUUUGUCUUUAAACUGUUUUUUGUUUUAAUAAAAACCUAAGAUCAC